This is a messenger RNA of Melanaphis sacchari, 990 nucleotides long. RefSeq lists its product as uncharacterized. The coding region runs from base 408 to 887 and encodes 159 amino acids. The record is from RefSeq and is a predicted model, not a curated record. NCBI's taxonomy places the organism in Eukaryota, Metazoa, Arthropoda, Insecta, Hemiptera, Aphididae. The transcript is spliced from 4 exons.
AGUGCCGGUCGAUUUGGUCUGCACACGCAGUCUCGUAUGACGACGACUGGCCAGCCGAUCGCUCGCACGUCGUCGAUUCGCGUUGAAACACCCUCAUCGCACGCCGGUCUUCGAAAUCCAAAUCCCCGAGUCCGAUCGCGUUGUGUACAAAAAAAAUAAAAACAAAAAACAAACACACACACACACACACACCCGCAGACGUCGUAACACUCGGUCCGAGUUCGCGUCGCAAUCAAAUACAUCUCGCACGCGUGGCGCGUUUACUCUGCACGUAACGAUAAAAUAUUUACUUACGGUCCACACACAAACUCUUAAGUCACACUUCGUGAACAUACCUACUUUUUGUCUACAAGUUUGUAUGCAAGCUGCAAAUAUUCAAGUAUUACAGUCACACAAAUAUUUUCAGAAUGAUUACUUUUGGACAACAUUUUGCCAUAUCGUUGGCUACUCAACAGCACAAAACUAAAAAUCAACAAGAACACCAACAAGAACAUCAAAAUCAACCAGAAACAGCACCAGGAGGAGUUAAUAUUCUAUUGGGAGGGGUUAUGAUGAGUAGCAUGAUAUUAUUUAUUUUAUGGAUGUGUUAUUGUUGUCGAUGGAAAGACAACAAGUUUGAUACUACAACAUGUGAUGAACAGCCUCAACCUUUUUGGAUUGAUGUCAAUUCAAACACUUACUAUGAAGCAUUGCAAUGGUCUUUACAACAAGAAUGUUGUGAAAUACCAGAAACAUAUUAUUCACCAGAGACAAUGCAAGAAACACCACCAAGAUACGAAUCUGUAAUCACACCACCACCUGGAUAUGAGGAUGUGAUGAGAGAAGAUUACAAAAAGAAAAAAUCUUUAAUGGAUAUCACAGAAAAUAAUAAGAUGCAUACCAUUUGACCACAUUUGUUUUAAGCUUAUAUAUACUUACAUUAAAUUCUUUACACUAGGAAUUACAGGGGAGUAGAAAAUCUUGACAGAUCUGUUUUGUUUUGUACAAUUU